This is a messenger RNA of Xylaria bambusicola, 1623 nucleotides long. RefSeq names its product sodium bile acid symporter. Gene Ontology annotation, cellular component: plasma membrane. The transcript has 4 exons. NCBI's taxonomy places the organism in Eukaryota, Fungi, Ascomycota, Sordariomycetes, Xylariales, Xylariaceae. The record is from RefSeq and is a predicted model, not a curated record. Bases 100 to 1413 code for a protein of 437 amino acids.
UAAACAUGCUAGCUUUAUUACUUAAGCGGAAAGUGGAAAUCAAUUCAUUCAGUCGGCCACUGCAUAUUCAAUCUUUGAUGAGAUAAUAUCUGUUAGGAAAUGGUGAACAUGGGCGACUCGACCGGAGAGAAAGACGAGGUCGAGCAUUCGACAACUUAUCGUGUAGCGAAACAGAUACUAGGCUUCAUCAUAGACAACUGGCUAGUCAUCGGCUUUGGCGUCGCUGCUGUCUUGGGCUACUUCUUUCCUCAUGUAGCGGCGCGUGGAGGCGUCAUAAGAUCCGAGUAUUCGAUCCUAUACGGGGCCAUUGCGCUCAUCUUCCUGAUUAAUGGAGCCCAACUGAGCCCAGAAAAGCUCAAGGAGCAUGCGAUGAAUUGGCGGUUGCACGUUGUGGUGCAAGUAACGAACCUCCUUCUCAUACCUGUCAUACAACUCAUCUUGAUAUAUAUCAUAAUAGCUGCCGGAGGGAUCUCCUCGGGCAACAUCGACCCGAGCAUCAUAGUUGGGAUGGUCAUCGUCGCUUGCAUUCCGACGACCGUCGCGUCUAAUGUCGUUAUGACGCGCAAUGCAGGUGGCGAUGAAGCUGCGGCUAUCAUUGAGGUAGUCAUUGGCAAUGUGAUUGGCGCCUUCAUAUCACCUUUCUUGAUCUACGGCUUUCUGCCACAUGACCCGGCGCUCGAAGCUCUACGUCCCGCGACACCGAGCACGCUAGGACCAGUGUACGUUUCUGUCUUGAAGCAGCUUGGACUGAGUGUCCUGGUGCCGCUGGCGGUCGGCCAAGGUGUGCGAUGGACAUUGCCGAGACAGACUACUUGGGUCUUGAGGACAUUUUACCUUGCAAAACUCGGCUCUUUUCUGAUGGUCUUGGUGGCAUGGUCGACAUUUUCGAGCGCUUUUGAAACUGGCGCACUCGAGUUGCUGCCCAAAUCGUCCGUGAUCUUCAAUGUGUUCUUGAACAUAGCAGAGUAUCUCGUUUUCACCGUUGUUUGCUUUUAUAUAGCCUACCCUCCUUUACCCGUCGUCGAGUUAUUGAAUGUACAUAUCGCCGAUUCCAAGCUCGGCACCCGCCUGCCGGAUGUGUUGCGACGGGCCAUCACGGUGAAGAGGAUGCCGAGAGAUCUAGUGGUAGCCGUCUGUUUCUGUGGCGCUGCAAAGACGACGAGCGUAGGCAUCCCGCUAGCUGCAGCGAUGUGGUCAAAGCAAGACAACUUUACAAUCGCAUCGAUUCAGGUCCCGGUUCUACUUUACACCGUAGAGCAGGUGUUUAUCGCGCAAUUUCUGACGAUUUUCUUCAAGUGGUGGUUACAGCGAGGCAAGAAGCAGGUCACGGAUGUGGAGUCAUCAGAGACAGAUGACGUUGGAGACCGCGAGCAAGCUGUAAGAACUUCUCACAGCUCUAGCAAUGAGAAAUAAUGAGUUUAUGAAAACAAUAGGCUACCUAGAUAAUCAGUAAUAUAUUGAUACUUAUCUUGACAUUACGAGCUGAGAUGAGACUUCAACGGCCGACCAACCAAGCGCCUUCACGGUUUGAGCCACUUUGCUUGGUCCCUUUCUGUCUAUCUUUCUUUCUUUCUUUUUUUCAUCUCUCCCUCUCUCCUUUUUCUAUAUAGACCAUCUUCCUCG